Fomitopsis serialis is the source of this 6189-nucleotide messenger RNA. RefSeq lists its product as uncharacterized. The transcript is spliced from 32 exons. NCBI's taxonomy places the organism in Eukaryota, Fungi, Basidiomycota, Agaricomycetes, Polyporales, Fomitopsidaceae. Bases 1 to 6189 code for a protein of 2062 amino acids. The record is from RefSeq and is a predicted model, not a curated record.
AUGCCUCUCUCCUCGCCUACCAUAUCCCACUCCCCUGACUGCGCGGACAUCCUUGAGUCCAUCACGGGCGCCCAUCGUUCCCCGCAGAGUCCAGCUACCUCUGACUUCUCAGGCCACGACUACAGCUUCGAUACCGCUCGCCUCUCCACGAGCUCACAGCCUACAAGUGUCGAGGACGAGCACGACAUCGAAGCUGAGGACAAGCACACCGCUGAAGCCGAGAACGAACGCUAUCAAGCGCACAUCAAACACUGGCCAUUUGCCGAGCAGAUUUUUGGGCAUUUGCUCAGGCAGGAGGACUUCCCAGUCCUCCCUGACGCGGUUGUUAGAGUACCCGGAAUCGCAGAGCCAGAGUGGCAGGAUUUGAAGGCGCAGAUACUGGACAAACCAGACAUUCUACGCUACUUUUGGUUUAGAUACGACACUGACAUGGGGACCGUCACCGCGGGGUCAGCUUUAUUCAUGCAUCAAGCAAUCGUCGGCGGCAUAAGGGACGGCGUGUGUGGAGACGUGGUGGAGCCCAUUGUCACCAAACACCCGCUCCAAGGUUCCCUUGCACUGGAAGACGGCGCGAUGCUCAUCGUGCGCAACCACCACAUCGCAGUACCGGAUUUCGUCCAAGCCCGCCUCUUUGAAGUGGAAAGGAAUGGCAUCAAGGUGAACUGCGAUACAUACGGCAUAGUGUUCGAGGGGGCGGGGGCUCAGACACGUGUGGACGUGUUGCGGAAGAUACUAUGGGCUGACCUUGUACAGACCGUCGAUGGGAUGGUUGUCGAGGAGAACGUGCAGUUCAACCUUGGGGCUGAACAGUCCGAUGUCGCGCUCAUGGCACCCGUAGCCCCACCACCAUCUGACAGCCCGCAGGAUGCCGACAUCGACAUGCAGGACACGCCCGUGGAUGGCGCUAGAACGCCUGUGCACGGAGCCGUCUUGGGACGUAAGCUCGAAGGCCUUCGGGUUCGAUCGGAGGCCCCAACAUCCCUUGAACCAGUUGCCGCCGGUGUGGACGACGGCUACGACGCCGAUGCACUGACAUCGUUGCCCAACCUCACCGACACCGCAUCAUCACGUAAAUCCGAUCAAGACAUGAAUGAUGGUCGGUCUUCUUCAGACCCCGUCGACACUUCGGACGUCGCCGAGAACGACGGCAACAUCUCGGAUGGCGAAAUCAACGGCAAACGCCGCCGUGUCACCGACGUAACAUUUGUUGUCGCUGACGUAGAGGAAGGCCCAAGGGUGGCACCCGACGGUAUCAACAUUGACGGCGAUGCAUGGGUGGAGCUGCCGUGUCCGGCAGGUCACAUCUCUGGAGGCUGGGCCAAGAACGGUGUCGUCCACUGCGGACCCAUUGAAGUCUAUUUGUGGUCCUUCCAAGGCGUGGACGACUACCACUACCUCUUGCAGCACUACAUGGAUCCGAUCGAAAAGUGGGUAGAAGACCACCGUUGCGUGAAGCUGCGUAAAACGUAUGCGCCUGGCCUGCAGACCGAACGCCUGCAGACGUUCCCGCCUCGUCAACCAAACCAUCUCAUGCACGUUGGCAAUGCACACUUCGGAGGCGGAGAGCAAGCAGUAUAUCGAAAAAUCACCAACGAGAAGACCAAGCCACAGGUGACCAACCCACCGUUAGGCAACCCGGUGGAGUACAUCCUGCCAUGGGUGACUCGGGCCGCAUGGUUGACGGCCCAGCAGCGCUUCAACAAGGCUUUAGACCAGCCAACCAAGUUCGGGAUUGACGGCUGUGAUGACCACGCCAACGCCAGCAGUCUUGACGACUACAGCGGUGCGAUUGCGUUUGGGCAAGGCGUCAAACGAGGAUUUGAAGACAGGAACGUAGGGGAGCUCGGCCAGUUGCGCAAGAAACGUAACCUGGGGUCUGCAAAGGGGAGCAUGGCACGGCCGCGUACUGAAACGUCCAUCGCAGACGAUACUACGACUGGCACUGCGAGCUCCACCGGCUCGGAUACCUACGGGAGCGUAGGGUGGCAAGAGGAAGAGAGGGACUUGGUCGACCUCUUGUCAAGAACAGCGGAUCUCAGUCCUGCCCUGACGGCCUUACAGCAAAGGCUACAUGCCACUCAAGAACGUCAAGAUCCAGGGUCUCCUGACCAGCAGGAGACUCUGCCAAUCUUCCUUGAAGAUACGCCGGCUUGCACAACGAGCGUCGUUGCCACACACUACCCAGAGGGUAUUUCUUUUGACCAGGAAAUACCUAGUAGUGCUCACCAGAGCGGGCCGCAGAGGCUGCUCAGGUCCUGCCGUACGAAAGCUCGCGAGAUAGCUCAACCGUAUCCGCAAAGUGGAGAAGGCAGCCGUGCAUCCCAUCGACGAUACGCCCUGCGUCCCUCACCGUCCUGUCCACCACCUCUGGCACCGCCCUGUCCACCGCCCUGUGCUCGAGGUGGUGUACCGUUUGUCGAACCCACUGGUAUCACAAACUCUGACGGUACCGCACCAGAGACCCGGGCAGACACGCAACAUUCGGCGGAAUGGAAUACCUUACAGGAACCCGCGCUGGCAAGCGGAGCAGCCGUCAAACGAUUUGUCACGUUGCUGACGACUGACCUCGCUGACAAGGACAUCAUAGACUUGGCCAAAGCCAUUGAGGCGAGCGGCGUGCAGAUGCAGGGAGAGCAGCUACGGGACAAUGAGCCGCUGCACGUCCUCACAUCUCGGUGCUCGACCAGCUUGAAGCUCAAUGCGGUCUCAAGCUUCUGGGUCAUGAUUAAUCUCAUGCGACUCAGUUUCAGGAUCUCAGCCAUGAUCCUGGCAGCGAAAAAGCGCAAGCUCAAACUGAGUGUUGCGGCGAUAUGGCGCGACUCAUUUGACGGCGUCGACGAGCCACCGAAGGUGCGGACAUUCCAAGACUGGAACACAAUGGGUAUAAAGUUCACAAGAUUAGCUGGUGGCGGUUCUCUGUAUCUUCUUGUCCUGGUGGCAGCAAAGAACCUCAGGAUCCCAAUAGGAACGUCAGACGGCCACGUCGCUGAAGACGUAGGUAACCUCAUGCGUUGGCCGAACGACACUCCGGAGGGCCGCAAGGUCGUACACGUUCUCAUUCCCGCACUCGCGCUGCUGCGCAACACCCUUACACUCCGUCUAUCGGACAUCAUACCUGUGAAGCAUAACAGUUUUCUCGGUGACGAUGACUGCAGCAAUAUUGACGCGUCCGACAAGCUGUUUGAUGGGCUUAAAAAGAACGCCUUCUGUCUAGUACCUCGCUGCACGGAGACGUGGAGAGCCUGUUACGACGUUCCAGACAGGCUCUUGAAGGGAGCUUCCACUCAAGGCGGCCACCCUGACGGAACAGACGAUCUGGCUGGGUUAUCACCUCUAACCCAGCCAGAUUCCACGUCUUCCAGUCUGCAUAUCUCGCCCAUGGUUCUCUUCUCCACGCUACCGGAAGAGACCAUGCACCAUCCAUCAAUCCCUGUGCCGGUGAACGCGUACAACCAGCAUCUAGUUCAUACGACGUACAACGCUCAACACCCAGACAACACCAGGUACCCGUUGUCACGAGGCUGCAACAAAGAUAGCUUUGCAUGGACAGAACGGGCUAGAGUCAAAGCCGGCAAAGCGGACGCACCUGCAAGUCUGGAAGAGUUCCAAAGUUUGCUCAGCAAGCUCUAUGUCGACGGGAAGAAAUCCAACGACGAGGUGUACAUCAGGGUGCCUUUAGAAUGUGUUCAAGAUGUCUUGACUGUUCGAGACGCAGACAACAAUCUCAUGGUGUGCAUCUGCACAUCCAUGCCUGCGUCUCUCAAGGUUGACCUCACCUCACAACUCGUCGCCUGCUUCCCCAUCAAUCCCUUCAAGACUCUUGAUACCGCCACGCUCAGUUGCGGUCAGCCCAUUGAAUUCGCCGUGCUGUAUUUCACAUGGUACAACAGACACUGCACCAAGACAACUGACACUUCUCUGGAGGGUCACGAUGCGCCUGUCGAUGUACCGCCUCGAAUGCUCAGUCGAGCGAACUGUUCUAGAACUAACUACGCUCAAAUGCUACCCUACCCAUCGAAGGACAUCGAGGAGCACAGGCCGAUAUACGACGCUCUGAAGACGAUUCUGAACAACGCAUUCUGCUGGAUCGAAGAGACUGUCCGGAGAAUAUUACCCGAAGAAUAUUCAUACUUAGAUGCUACAGCUAGCAUUCUGCCGGAUCACCAUACCUCCCCUGUCCACCCGUUCCUGUCGUACCGCUUCAACACGCUCACCUAUGUAUUUUCCCCUCGUAUCGCUUUACUCAUUACAAUCUACACUACCGCGGCCAACGCGCAUCUGUCGUUUACACUCGAUCUUGAAAUGGCCAAGUGGAAGGAGGGGACUUUAAUGGGUGGGCAGCUAAUACGAAUUUCUGCUAAUACUGUAUUACAUUUCUACGGUUCACUGACUUUGGUCGGACAUGUCAGCCUUGGGGCACGCACGCCGCACUCGCGGGAACCGGAGAGUUCGCUUGAGCAUCGCACCAUGUCCUCUAGCCCACGCGCUACUCGAUCCACUGCCAGGAAGCAGGAAGAACUGGAUAGUGGGCCGACACAAGGGCUGGCAAGUCGCGGGAUCAGAACAAGGAAGAAGUCCGACAGGGGCAGGCGAAGGCGACGGCGGCGAAGGGUGGUCACGACGCAGCAGAAGCAGCUGGAUGAGCUGCUGAAACGCAAGGCGGCGUUGCAGAAGGAGCAGGACGAUGAGCGCGGGAAGGUACGUGCACCGCAGUGUGAGACCCUGUGCGAGAGUUACAUCCCAGCUCGCACAGACACUCGCAAGCGUGCGGCCGCUUUGGCCAUCGAAGAGCAAGCUUCCGAGGAGGAAGAUCGCAGCCCUGCGCAAGAAGAAAAGGUGCCAACCGGCUUCCGGGUCGGACAUGACACGAUCCGAUGCGGAAUGGGAAGCAAAGGUGAGGAGCCGGUCAGGGCGACCGAGGAGCAGGAGCACAAUGGGACAUCGCAAUGGAGCAGCCUGCGCCUGCUCCAUCUCGUCAUGUGUGCAGACGGCAACAGAAAUAGAAAGAAGUCGACAGCGUCCUCGAAGGGCAAGGCACGAGCUCAAACAGGAUUCGUCGACGAUGGUGAGAUCGGAUGCCACACAGUCAAACGGCUCGGAGGCUGGAGCGAUGACGGAGAAGGAUGCGCGCGACUCCGUCGACAAGGAUGGCAAGAAGAUGGUGACGGUGCGUGCCGCUAUAGAUGCAAGGAUGGUGACGGUCUGGACGAUCGUGUCGCAGCUUCGCAACGAGGUGAAAGAAAGGCGAAGGUUAUUGUCGAGCAUGCAUACGGCUUGAACGUCGUGCAGGGUCACAAGCGGACUCAACUUGCGAACUGGCUGCUGACGACGCACGUCAUGAAGGUGAGGGGUGGCAAGCGAAGCAUCCCUAACUUUGUGUUUGGGGAGAUGCAGGUCAUUUGGGACAACAAGAAUACCAUCAGCAAGAAAUCACAUGUCAAGGCCGAGGUACCAUUCCGACACCCUGCAAUCGCCGAGAUCAUCGCGCAGCAGUGGUUCGUGGGCCAUGCCAAGUCGACCACCCCGACGGAGGAGUUCAGUGAGGUCCCGGACAACCUAAUCGCAUUGGUGUGCAACUCCAUUGAGCUUGGCUUGAGGGAAGUCGCUGCGAACGCAGCGGUGUCAUUCUCGAACAAGCUGUUCGCACCCAAAUGGGAUGACCUCAUGUCGAUCCUCGAGGCGAUGGAACAGAACGCGCCGGACUAUUACACGGCGACCAAGAGGCUGCUGUGGGAGGGCAUCAAGGGAAGAGCAGAGAGCGGCGUCGGUAUCGACACGGUGGACAGCGAGGACGACGACGAUACGUUUGUCAACUGGUCGAAGCUGCAGACCGUCGCACUUGAAGAUGACCGCGCGGAUCAAGACGAUGCUGGGGCGUCCGGUAGCGGUGCCAAGACGAAACCUGUGGUGCAACCGAAGCCUUCGUCUGGUGGCACAUUGAAGAAGACGGCCGGGCGCACUAAGCCGUCCUCUACGUCAGCAGCUCCUGCGACGAGAAGUGCGCCGAGCUCACCAUCUAGGCCGAAGACUGGUUCCUCAAAAGGCAAAGCUGUUGGCGCAGCCGCAGAGCCAGAAGCAGAUGCGGCUUCAGACGGCAAUGCCAUCGAGGAGCAGGCCGAGCAUGACAGAGGCACACCAGCAGCUGAAGAGCACGACCAGUUGGACAACACUGAGGGAGGAGAUGCCUGA